Messenger RNA from Aspergillus campestris IBT 28561, 1013 nucleotides. Its product is annotated as T2 family ribonuclease. Bases 51 to 821 code for a protein of 256 amino acids. The record is from RefSeq and is a predicted model, not a curated record. Lineage: Eukaryota; Fungi; Ascomycota; Eurotiomycetes; Eurotiales; Aspergillaceae. Gene Ontology annotation, biological process: RNA catabolic process. The transcript is spliced from 5 exons. Gene Ontology annotation, molecular function: ribonuclease T2 activity; RNA binding. Gene Ontology annotation, cellular component: extracellular region.
CUCCCCCACAACUCGGUCGCUAUCAUUGACGAAAGCCACAAUCCGCCAAUAUGACCGCUACAGUAUCGAAGCCGAUGGGCAUCUUUGCCCUCAGCACCCUCGUCGCAGGUGUCCUGGCUGGCCCUCAAGCCUGCGAGGCCGACACCCCGCUCAGCUGCCAGGGCGACGCCAAGGCCAGCUGCUGCUUCAAUGCGCCUGGCGGUGCGCUUCUGCUGACCCAGUUCUGGGAUACCGACCCGGUGACCGGACCCAAGGAUUCGUGGACCCUCCACGGUCUCUGGCCCGAUAACUGCGACGGCACCUACGAGUCCAACUGCGACAGCAGCCGUGAGUACUCGAAUAUCACGGAUAUCCUCGAGGGCCAGGAGCGGACCGAGCUGUUGGCCGAUAUGAACAAGUACUGGAAGGAUUACAAGGGAGAUGACGAGACCUUCUGGAGCCAUGAGUGGGACAAGCAUGGCACUUGCGUCAACACCAUCGAGCCUGACUGCUAUGAGAAGUACACCCCCCAGGUGGAGGUGGGCGAUUAUUUCCAGAAGGCCGUCGAUCUGUUCAAGAAGUUGGACACCUACAAGGCCCUCGCCGAUGCUGGCAUCAAACCCGAUGAGUCUAAGACCUACAAGCUCUCGGAGAUUGAGGCUGCCUUAGCCAAGCUGCACGGCGGCAAGAAGCCCACCGUCGACUGCGACAGCGGCGCCCUCAACCAGGCCUGGUACUUCUACAACGUCCAGGGCAAUGCCAUUGACGGCAAGUACGAGCCGGCUGAGCCUCUGGCCGAUUCUGGUUGCCCUAAGGACGGCAUCAAAUAUCUGCCCAAGUAAAUUACCACGAGUGCCACGAUUCCUGUGAGGCGGUCCCCGGCAAGAAAAGCGUACGGGCUUUCCCAGUGGGUGCGAAGUGAUCAAUCCAGCUCUUUUGAGAGCGGGUUGUAGCAGAUCGGUAAACUCUGACGGGCUUUGAGAUUCGAUCGGGAAAAUAUGUAUGUAUUGGCUUAGCUGGAAACCGCAUGUGAC